Cotesia glomerata is the source of this 2524-nucleotide messenger RNA. RefSeq names its product 6-phosphofructo-2-kinase/fructose-2,6-bisphosphatase-like. Lineage: Eukaryota; Metazoa; Arthropoda; Insecta; Hymenoptera; Braconidae. Gene Ontology annotation, biological process: fructose metabolic process; fructose 2,6-bisphosphate metabolic process. Gene Ontology annotation, molecular function: 6-phosphofructo-2-kinase activity; fructose-2,6-bisphosphate 2-phosphatase activity; ATP binding. The record is from RefSeq and is a predicted model, not a curated record. The transcript has 6 exons. Bases 858 to 2450 code for a protein of 530 amino acids. Gene Ontology annotation, cellular component: cytosol.
AAGCCCCCGUUUAGUUCGUUUUACUGUUCCUUAACACAAACAGUUCCCUAAAAUUACAAACCCGCGAUAUUUGCGAGUACCAAGUGUAAGCAAGACACCAUAGCUUGCUGAAAAUAAAUAUCUAAAAAGAAUAAAAGGAGUUCCGAGAAGUAACGUUGUCGAGAAAUUCCACGAAGCUUAAAAUAAAAGUGCGAGUUUUAGUGGAUGGAACAUUUCCACGAAUAAUUCAAUUGUUUUUCUAAGAAGACGCUCAGAAUUGGGACAAAGACUUCAGCUUCCAGAGGUCACUACUGCUCUGGGCGUUUAAAAAUACCUCGUAAAUAAAUGAAAACUUUUACUUUGGAGAAAAUAGUGGGCUUAUAGCUGUAAAUCAGUAAAAUAAAUCGAACUAUUGGCUCAAGAUAUUUUUAACCUCUCAGUGAUCGAUUAAAUAAUAACCGAGUAUGUAAUCGCGUUGUUACGUAAUCAUCUGAAGGAUUAUCGAGUGGAUAAUUAGAGGCUAGAUAUAUUUAUUUAUAAAACUCAAUCAGGAGCAGAUUGACCAGAAGUCGGGUUAAUAAAAAAAACGUAAUUAAAGUUCACAAACUGGCUCCGGAAGUAAGGAUAAGGCAAAUUGGAAUGAGGGAGGACUUGUUGUCGAUAAUACGACACACUAGCAGCGACCAUUUUUCUGAAGAGCUUUAGCAGGGCGUCGAUAAGCUCAUUUUGUUGUUUUUAGUAGUUUUCAUUUUACAGAUUUUUGGUAUCAGUUUUAUUGCUACUGAUAUUGAUGUUUAUUUCAAUUGGUUGGAUAUUAUCGACUAGGGGUUUCAUUAGUUUUCAAUAAUUCCAGUUUUUACUGGUAUCAGUGUAGGGUAAUGCCCUGGGUUGCUGCAUGUUUAGAUCUUCUUGGUGGUCCUAUUCUUGGAUACUGCCUAGCUGUCCGAAGAUUGGCGCUCCAAGUAGGACUGCUUCAAGAAGCUGCUAAUAAAAUUAACGAGGAGCUUAUUAUGAAGAGCGAUCAUAACAAAAUCGACAUGGCGCCUUGUACUGAAGACAAACGUGCAGAAAAUCAAGAGUCUUCAACGCGACCUCAAGGUAUCGUUAAAUCUCCGCGAAAAUUCGUAGGUGUUGUUAUCGCUACUUCCGGAUUACCAGCACGUGGAAAAACACAGGUUGCAUCAAGUCUUGCCCGACGACUCAAUUGGAAUGGCGAGUCUGCUAAAGUGAUGCGAGUAAGCGACUACCGUCGUAAAAAACUGGAGUUGUAUGGCACUCACGAAUUUUUCCGGCCUGACCAUGCGGCAAAUUCGGCACUAAGACUAUUGGCAACCCGCGACGCCAUGCAGGAUUGUGCCGGAUGGCUUUCAUCUGGGAACACCGUAGCUAUCCUGGACGGUUGCCUGGUGACUAAGGAGCAACGCCGAGAGGUGUUCGAGUACUUCACCCAGCAGUUGGGCUACCGGAUCCUCUUCGUCGAAUGCAUCUGCGAGGAUCCUGCAGCCCUGGAGCGAAACUACCAGGAGGUGAUUCAGCACAACGUAGACUUCUUGGGGAUGGAUCCUUCCUUAGCUGCGGAGGAUCUCAAGCUCAAGGUCGCUCACUACGUCCACGCCUGGGAACCUAUGGACGAGAAAAACUAUCCCCGGAUCACCAUCGAUACCGUCAGUUUGGAGAUGCGCGCUCACAAGAUCACCGGACAUGUUGAGACCAGUGUUCUAGGGUAUCUUGGGAGUGUCACUGCUAAACCUCAUACUCUGUACUUUUCUCGGCACGGUGAAAGCGAGUACAAUGUUAUCGGAAAAAUCGGCGGCGACGCAGUUCUUAGCGCCCGUGGAGAACGUUACGCCCAAGCUUUGGCCACAAGGAUCAAUUCGAUGAAGAUCCCAGACCUUAGAGUGCUCACCAGUCAUCUCAGACGGACAAUAGCGACUGCGCGAGGGAUCGAAGCGCCGCAGGAACAUGUUGCGGCGCUUAAUGAACUAGAUGCUGGUGUCUGCGAAGGGCUUUCUUAUGAAGAAAUGCAAGAACAUUAUCCACAAGAAUUCGCCUGGCGGGACCAAGACAAACUACGUUACCGAUACCCCUGGGGAGAAAGUUACGUUGACAUAAUGCAGCGAGUUGAGCCUGUGAUAGCGGAACUGCAGCAGUCGAACAACAUCUUAGUGAUAUCUCACCAGGCAGUUCUUCGCUGCCUGAUCGGAUACUUCAUGGACAAAAAGCCAGAGGAACUGCCCUACAUGGAGGUUCCUCUCCACACGAUAAUCCGGGUGUCCAGCUGCGGAUUCAAUUAUCGCAUAGAGUUCAUCAAGCUGCCUAUAGAGUGCGUUAACACAACGAGAAACAAGCCGGUAAAUUGCAGCGCAAACCGUACUGACAACGACGCGCUGAGAACUGUUCCAGCGCAUUACGACAUCCCUGACCCCUGGCGGAACCCUGGAAACGGUCCUUCCCUUGUUCAACAACACUGAAAACAAAUAAACGAGAAGGAGUCAUCUUCUUUGGCUUCUUCUUCUUCUUCUCCUUCUUCUUCUUCGACUUUUGU